CUCUCGGUGGAUGCGCAACGCGGCAGCAUUAUUUCAAGCAGAGUUUGCGCAGGACUUGGAGGUGUAUUAGCGACCGUUUCGUUUGUUGUUGUUGCUCGCAGCAGCAGCAGCAGCGAUAAGAGUGUGCGGUGCUGCUGCUAGCAGAGAGGCUCGACACUCGAUCUGCUGCGUACGAUCGAAGCGUGCGGUCCCGCGGCGUGCUUAUCUCGCCUGGCAACUGACCGGAGUGGGCUGACGACGACGUACGAUCCAUCGUUGCACGCUCGGAGCACCGGGCGCACCGGAACGAUGCUGUCCCGGUUGGUGCUGUUGUCCCGCCGUGGCUACCACUCGUCGAAAGGUGUGUUUGGCUACCGGCCCAGGGCACCAUCCAGCUACCAAGGGGUUAGUGUAGAGGUGCUGGAGCAGCGCAAUCGAAACAGCAAUGCGUACCGCUGGAUAGAGGCAUACCGUAACCAUGGGCACCGGUUGGCGUCGAUCAAUCCGGUCCCAUUCGGUGACACGGUGACGGCCCGGGCCACCAAUCAGCCCCGGGAGCUCGAUCCGGCUCGCUACGGUCUGGCGAGUGACGACCGCAUCGAUCCAACCGGGUUGCUCUCACAGCCGGCAGCAGUCAGCGCCGUCAGUGAGCUGGAGGAGGUGCUGCGCACCCUCUACUGUGGCACGUGUAGCAUCGAGCUGGCCCACAUCGAGUCGGAGGAAGAGCGCGAGUGGCUGAUCGAGCGGUACGAACGGUUGCUGACCGAGCAGCCGCUCACUGAUGGGGAUCGGCGCGAGAUAGCAGAGCUGAUGCUGAAAUCGCAGGCGUUCGAUAACUUCCUGGCCAUCAAGUUCCCGACGGUCAAGCGGUACGGUGGGGAGGGUGCGGAGAGUAUGCUCGCGUUCUACCGGGAACUGUUCCGGUGCGCGGUCGAGGUGGCCGAGCUGCGCAACAUCGUGAUCGGAAUGCCGCACCGGGGCAAACUGAACGUCCUGACCAUCCUGUUCGGUACGCGGCCGGCCAAAAUCUUCCGCAAGCUGAAGGGCCAUCCGGAGUUCCCUCCGGACGCGAAAGCUAUGUGCGAUAUUGCCAGCCACUUCCAUACGUCGACGGAUAUCAACUGGAAGGGGCGCAGCUUUCACCUCAACAUGCUCCACAAUCCGUCCCACCUGGAGGCCGUGAAUCCGGUAUCGAUGGGGAAGACGCGAGCGAAGCAGCUGGCCCUGCGCGAUGGACCGUACGCGAGCAGCGGCGGUGGUGAGGGCGGCGGAUCUCGUGGCCGCUCGCAGGCCCUGAACGUGCAGGUGCACGGUGAUGCUGCGUUUCCGGGCCAGGGCAUCAACCAGGAGUGUCUGAUGAUGGCCGAGGUGCCACACUUCGAGAUCGAGGGAACCAUCCACAUGGUGGUGAACAAUCAGGUUGGCUUCACGACACCGGCCGACCGGGGCCGCAGCACGUGCUACGUGUCCGAUCUCGCCAAAGCCAUCAUGGCACCGAUCGUGCACGUGAACGCCGACGAUCCGGAGGCCCUGACGUACGUGACACAGCUGGCGGUCGAGUAUCGGCAGCGCUUCGGGAAGGACUUCUUCAUCGAUCUGAACUGCUUCCGGCGCUGGGGCCACAACGAGCUCGACGAUCCGACGGUAACGAAUCCGCUGCUGUACGGGGCCAUCCACGCGCGACCAUCGAUCCCGGACGCGUACGCGCAGCGGCUGAUCGAGCGCGGUAUCCUCGACCGGCCCGACGUGGAGGCGAUGUCGAAGAGCCACCAGAACGUGCUGACGGCUGAGCUGCAGGCGUACGAGCAAUACGAACCGGAGCGCACCUACUUCCAGCAGCAGUGGAGCGGGCUGGAGCAGCCCGGUAACGAGGUGACGACCUGGAACACCGGACUCGACUAUCGGCUGCUCGAGCACAUUGGGCGGGCGAGUGUCUCCUAUCCGGCUGAUUUUAGCAUUCAUCCGCAUGUGAAGAAGACGCAUGUCGACGGUCGGCUGAAGCGGUUGACCGAAGGGCAGCGUAUCGACUGGGCGACGGCGGAAGCGCUCGCGCUCGGUAGCCUCAUGUACCAGGGCUACACUGUGCGGCUGAGCGGAGAAGACAUCGGGCGCGGUACGUUCGCCCAGCGUCACGCCAUGCUCGUCGAUCAGCGCACGAACGAGAUCUACAUUCCGCUGAACGAUCUGACCGGCGGUGGACCGGCAGCCGGACGGCUCGAGCUGGCCAAUAGCAUCCUGUCGGAGGAGGCGGUGCUCGGUUUUGAGUACGGUAUGGCCAUCGAUAAUCCGUCCACGCUAGUCCUGUGGGAGGCCCAGUUCGGUGACUUCUUUAACGGCGCCCAGAUCAUCAUCGACACCUUCCUCGUUAGCGGUGAAACCAAAUGGAUGGUGUGCAAUGGGUUGGUGAUGCUGCUGCCGCACGGCUACGAUGGUGCUGCGUCGGAGCACAGCUCCUGCCGGCUCGAGCGCUUCCUGCAGAUGACCGACUCGGGUGAGGCGCGGCCGGACGGGGACGACGUCAACCUGCAGAUCGUGAACCCGAGCACACCGGCCCAGUACUACCACGUGCUGCGGCGCCAGAUGAUACGCAACUUCCGCAAACCGCUCGCCGUCGUCGCACCGAAGACGCUGCUCCGGCUAUCCGACUGCGUCUCUACGCACGUUGACUUUGCCCCCGGCACCUACUUCCGGCCGGUGCUACCGGACGAGGCGGUGCAGGAUCCGAAGCGGAUCCGGCGGGUGGUCCUUUGUAGCGGCAAGCACUACUACACGCUCAGCCAGGAGCGAAAGGCACGCCAGCUCACCGAUGUGGCGCUGGUGCGACUCGAGUCGCUCUGUCCCUUCCCGGUGCAGGCACUGCAGGACGAGCUGGCCCGCUACACCAAUGCGCGCGAGUUCGUGUGGAGCCAGGAGGAGCACCGCAACAUGGGCGCCUGGACAUUCGUGCAGCCGCGCUUUGAAAACAUGUGCGAACGGCGGAUUCAGUAUCGCGGACGUCCCGAAGCGGCUACGGUAGCCGUCGGUGUUGGUCCCUGGCAUGCCAAGCAGGCGGAGGAGAUAGUCAACACCACCUUCCAAUAAAUCGGGAGGGGGCCGCAGCACCACUUCAAACCAUUUUA
Molecule: messenger RNA, 3098 nt
Organism: Anopheles aquasalis
Lineage: Eukaryota; Metazoa; Arthropoda; Insecta; Diptera; Culicidae
Product: probable 2-oxoglutarate dehydrogenase E1 component DHKTD1 homolog, mitochondrial
Molecular function (GO): oxidoreductase activity, acting on the aldehyde or oxo group of donors, disulfide as acceptor; thiamine pyrophosphate binding
Source: RefSeq, a predicted model, not a curated record